UAACGUAAGUGGCUGCAAGCGGAGGGAACGGUCGGUGGUAAGACAGCGCUCGGCCACGGGACGGAUAGAUUCGCGUGCUGCUCUUUGCUAUUCUUGGUCGUCCCGAUACCCGAAUCCGUCUCCACGGAGAACGACCCGCGAUAUUGCCAACCUCUUUCUUGUUACAUCCCUGAACGUCGUAGUUCAGGGAAGCCAAACUUUUUACGUAGGAGAAUAGAUCUUGUCGACGGUUACAUUAAUGGCACAGCAUCGUUCGCACCCUCUAGCGUGGAAUUUUAUACAAAUAUUUGAAAUUUUCGCGCCGUCAAAAUCUUAAAUAAAAAGAGAGAAAAAAAGCUAAACUAACGAUUUUCGUUCCCUUCUCCUAUAUUAUCAAACAAAAAAAAAAGAGCAAUCUUACUUCGUUUUAUUGUUAAUAAAAUCAGGCGUCUUGCACAAUUAAACAAUUGAUUCUGUUGGAAAUCAUUUUGAAUUUGCCGGGUCAAAUUGUAUACAAUGGAGAACAGAGCCAUAUUUCUUACGCCUGUUGCGUAAUCACCCUGUUUCCAUAAUAGCACGUUUAGUUCCAUUUUUCAUUUUUCCAUGGAAAAUAGCAACACACUAAUAAACCGUAUUGACAAUGAGGGCGUAACCGAUCAUAGAUCUAUGUAACUGAUACAACUCCUUUAUAUGAGUUUGGCCUCCCUGAUAUUUUUAUGAAUGACGUUUAAUCGAGGAGGUUGGUAAAAUCACCUUCGUUAGGAUAUAACUUGGUGUAAUACGCAUAUAUGCUUGUCUACAAUAAUCAUCGAGAGAAAAAUAUUGUGACAUGGAGAGUAUAUUUCAUGAAAAGCAAGAAGGAUAUUUAUGCGCGCAACAUUGUUUGAACGCUCUUCUACAAGGUGCUUAUUUUAACGCAGUAGAUCUUGCUAAUUUUGGUCAUCAAAUGGAUGAAGCAGAACGUAUUAGAAUGGCCGAGUCAGGUAUCGAUAGCGAGGAUUAUAAACUUUUCUUAGAGCAACCCUCAGAAAAUAUGGAUGACAGUGGAUACUUUUCCGUUCAAGUCAUUAGCAGUGCUUUAAAGGGGGUUUGGGGUUUGGAGUUGGUUCCAUACAACAGUACAGAAGCUGCUGCGUUGAUGGCUCAAAAUGAUCCUUCGCAAAUGAAAGCUUAUAUCUGCAAUUACAAAGGACAUUGGUUUACUAUACGAAAGAUUGGAACACAAUGGUUCAAUUUGAAUUCGAUGCUUAGUGGGCCACAGCUUAUAUCAGACACGUAUCUAGCGAUGUAUUUGGCUCAAUUGUUACAAGAAGGUUAUUCAAUUUUCAUUGUUAUUGGUACAUUACCGCAAUGUCCUGCGGACGAAAUAUUAAUGAAAAAUCCAAUUAAGCUCACACCAAGAACAAAGGAAUGUAUUAAAGAAGAGAAGCCUACAACUGCAGGAUAUCGCUUAGGUAGCAAAGAAGAAGAUGAAGUUAUGAAGGCAGUUCGUGCUCUAGAAGAAAUUAAAGUUCCUUGGUCUUACACAAGUAAUAUACCUUCAAAAUUUGUAAAUUCAUCCUCGGACCAUAAAAAAAAUAAUUUGCCUGAAGAGGGAAUAUCAUCCGAUGAGAAACCUCGUGAACGAAUAAUUCCAAUAAGAAUAGAAGGGAAAGAUGACGAUCAGGAUGAUGAAAAUGAAGAAUUGCAAAGAGCAUUACGUUUAAGUUUACAAGAUAAUGAAGAUGAUAUAGAUAAGAAUCAAAAUUUAAAAUUGAAGUCUGAUAACAAGGCAGAACCACCGUCGGCAGAGGUUGAUGAUGCGGAUCAAGAUGAUGAAUUAAGGAAAGCUCUACAAUUGAGUCUUGAAUGUGUAACGGCUCCACCAACACCAGAUUUAGAAGAUUUGCGUUGGCGUCGAUUAAAUCAUUUUGGUGUACAUUCUAAAGCAUCAAAUAAUGAAGCAUCUCCAAAGUUGAAUUCUUAACAAUAAAUAUAUAAUAUUAUGAUGGCUAUUAAAAAGAUUUAUCUUGUAAAUUACGAACUAAAUCAUUAGUGAAAAAGAGAGUGUCAUUUUAUGUACUAACAAUUAAAAAUCUAAUGGAUAUAUGAUGAUGUAUAUCACGCGCGUGCGUGGAUUUUACACACCGCACAUAUGUAAAUACGAUGUAUAUGCAUGUAUAUAAGUGUGUAUAUAUAUAUAUAUAUAUAUAAUUAUUGUGUAUGCAUAUAUAUAUAUAUAUAUAUAUAUAUAUAUAUUUGUAUGUAU
Messenger RNA from Vespa velutina, 2227 nucleotides. RefSeq names its product ataxin-3-like. Gene Ontology annotation, biological process: protein deubiquitination. Gene Ontology annotation, cellular component: nucleus. Lineage: Eukaryota; Metazoa; Arthropoda; Insecta; Hymenoptera; Vespidae. The coding region runs from base 809 to 1945 and encodes 378 amino acids. Gene Ontology annotation, molecular function: cysteine-type deubiquitinase activity. The transcript has 6 exons. The record is from RefSeq and is a predicted model, not a curated record.